UAAAAAUGAACAAUCUCCUCAUGAACAAGAUCCUCAUCGCUAAUAGAGGUGAGAUCGCAUGCAGAAUUGUAAGAACAGCACAGAAAAUGAACAUAAAGACAGUCGGACUUUAUAAUGAUGCUGAUAGAGGUGCAAAACAUGUAGAGAUGAUGGAUGAAGCUUACUACAUAGGAUCUAACACUCUUGCUGAUUCGUAUCUUAAUAUGAACAAGAUCUUGAAAAUAGCCCAGAUGACGGGCACUCAUGCCAUCCAUCCAGGGUACGGGUUCCUUUCUGAGAACUGUAACUUCGUAGAUCUUCUGGAGAAGAACAAUAUUAUAUUUAUUGGGCCUCCAUCGAAUGCAAUUAGUGCUAUGGGAAAUAAAAGUGAAUCUAAAAAUGUUAUGCAGAAUGCCAAUGUUCCAGUCGUAGAAGGUUAUCACGGAGAAAACCAAGACGAGAAGUUCCUUUUCGAGCAAGCUGAAAAGAUAGGGUUCCCAGUCCUCAUCAAAGCUGUCCUUGGAGGAGGUGGAAAGGGUAUGAGAACAGUCUUCAAAAAGGAAGAUUUUUAUCCAGCUUUGGAGCAGGCUAAAAGAGAAGCUAUGAAAAGUUUCUCUGAUGACCAGAUGCUUGUUGAGAAGUUUAUCCAAAAGCCAAAGCACAUCGAAGUGCAAGUUUUUGGAGAUAGACACGGGAACUACGUCCACCUCUUUGAGAGAGAUUGCUCUAUCCAAAGAAGACAUCAGAAAAUUAUUGAAGAAGCUCCUUCUUUCCUCUCUCCAGAAAUGAGGAUGCAGAUAGGUGACAGUGCCGUAAGGGCAGCUGAAGCAGUUGGAUACUACAAUGCAGGAACAGUUGAGUUCAUCUUUGACACAAUAUCAGAUGAAUACUUCUUUAUGGAAAUGAACACAAGACUUCAAGUUGAACAUCCAAUUUCGGAAGAAAUUUCCGGACAAGAUUUUGUCGAAUGGCAAUUAAGAGUGGCAAGAGGAGAGAAAUUACCUUUAACACAAAACCAAUUGAAAAUUAAUGGUCAUUCUAUUGAGUCAAGAAUCUAUGCUGAGGAUCCUGAUAGCGAAUUCUUACCCCAAAGUGGUACUAUCCAUUAUCUUAGAGAGCCAAACAAUAGAGAAAGUGCCAUUGUUGAUAAUGACGUCCGUGUUGAUACUGGAGUCAGAGAAGGAGACGAUGUUUCUAUUUUCUUUGAUCCAAUGAUCUCUAAGCUAAUUGUCCAUGGGAAAAAUAGAGAUGAUGCUAUUAAGAAGAUGUAUAAUGCAUUAGACAACUAUAACAUCAUUGGUUUGAAAAAUAACAUUACAUUCCUUAAGAAAGCACUUGAGGAAAAAGCCUUCCUUGAGAACAAUUAUGAUACUGAUUUUAUUGAGAAAUAUAAAGAUUCCUUAUUUGACAGACCAUUUACCAACAUUAUCCCAACACAGAAAGAUCUUUUCCAUAGUGCUCUAAUUCAGAUCCUAAAUGAAAAGAGGAAAGUAGAUGUUGAAAGUGAAUCUGGACACGCCUAUUCUCACAGCAACCCAUGGCACACCCAGGAUGCAUUCAGAAUCAAUCACAGUAGUACUAGGAAGUUCAGUUUCCUUGACAAUGAUGAUACAGAAUAUACUGUAGAAGUUAUCUAUGAGUCAAACAAUCAGUUCAAAGUGAGAGAAGUCACUGAAGACUCCAGCUCUGACUGGACUCAUCUCAGUACUUCCUGGGUCGAUGAUAAUAACGUCAUAAUCGAGUCAGACUCCCAAAUGCUCAAGGUUGAAUACUUCAUUGAUGCCGAAGGAUCAGUCCAUUCUAAGAGAGAAAAUGGAGAUAUUGUACAACUCAAAGAAAAAGUUGAAGACUUUAGUGGCGAAGAAGGAGUUAACUCAGCUAACCUCAUUUCAUCACCAAUGCCAGGAAAGAUUGUAAAAAUCUUCACAAAACCUGGAGAAGUAGUUAAGAAAGGACAAAACCUCCUCUCUCUUGAAUCAAUGAAGAUGGAAUACCUUAUCAAAGCAGAAAAGGAUGGUGUUAUCAAGGAAGUGCAUACUGCUGAGACAGAAUUUGUCCAGAUAGGUGCAAAGCUGGUAGAAUUUGAAGAACAAGAAGCAUAA
Molecule: messenger RNA, 2081 nt
Organism: Moneuplotes crassus
Lineage: Eukaryota; Ciliophora; Spirotrichea; Euplotida; Euplotidae
Source: the annotation of a GenBank genome assembly